UGCCAUUAUUUUUACCGGCCCCUCACCUUCUUAUUUAGCCAUCUAGAAUCAUCUCACAUCUUCUUCCAUAUAAACCCUCCCAGGGGGAUAUCUCCCAGUCCCAUCUAUAUAUAGCACUUGUGGGCUUAGUACUUGAAUUUACGACGAUGGCGAGGGAUAAUGGAGACGGGCUGGCGGCGAUUGCCGGGCGGAUCGGCGUGCUCGGGUCCAUCGCGCUGAACAUCGCGGCGCUGGCGAUCUACCUCCGUGGCCGCGCCGCCGCCGAGAAGCAGGCCAGCAAGAAGGUGAAGAAGGCGGCGGCUGUGGCGCCGUCCUCCGGCAAGCCGCCCGUCGCGUGUGAUUCGGUCAUCAACUUGGAUCACGGUGAUCCAACGAUGUUUGAGACGUUUUGGCGCGGACCGAUUGGCGAAAGUGCUACGUUGGUGAUUCCAGGGUAUCAAACGAUGAGUUACUUCUCCGACGUCGGCAACCUCUGCUGGUUCCUCGAGCCAGGCUUCGAGCGUGAGGUGCGCCGCCUCCACAGCCUCGUCGGCAACGCCGCCGUCGAGGGCUACCACGUCCUUGUCGGCACCGGGUCCUCGCAGCUCUUCCAGGCCGCACUCUACGCGCUCGCCUUGCCCAUUGCCGACGCGCCAGUCAGCGUCGUAUCAACUACCCCCUUCUACUCCAUGUACCCGCCCUUGACGGACUUCCUCAACUCGGGGCUCUACCGAUGGGCCGGCGACGCCAACGCAUUCGAUGGCAACGACUACAUUGAGGUCAUAUGCUCACCGAACAACCCCGACGGCAGCAUCCGCGAGGCCGUCCUCAAGUCCAAAUCCGGCAAGGACAUCCACGACCUGGCUUACUACUGGCCGCAGUACACUCCCAUCACCCACAUGCUCGCCCAUGACAUCAUGCUCUUCACCGUGUCAAAGUGUACGGGCCACGCCGGCACGAGGAUAGGGUGGGCGUUGGUGAAGGACAAGGAGGUGGCACAGAAAAUGAGCAAGUUCAUGGAGCAAAGCACCAUAGGCGUGUCCAAGGACGCGCAGCUACGCGCCGCCAAGGUACUCGGGGCGGUCACCGAUGGCUACGAGCACCAGCUUGCCGCCGCUGCCGGUGGGGACGCGAACCUCCUCUUCCAUUACGCGCGGCGGAAGAUGGCGCACCGCUGGUGUGCACUCCGUGCUGCCGUAGCAGCCUCCGGCAUCUUUAGCCUCCCCAACGAGGUGGCCGGCUUCUGCACCUUCACCAAGGACACUGUCACCUCUAAUCCUGCAUUCGCAUGGCUGCGCUGUGAGAAGCAAGAAGUGGAAGACCUAGAGAGCUUCUUGCGUGAGAACAAGAUCAUAACCCGCAGCGGGACUAAGUUCGGAGCUGAUCAAAAGGUGGUCAGGAUCAGUAUGGUCGACACUGAUGAAGCAUUCGGCAUAUUCGUCAAUCGCCUUGCCACCAUAAAAUGAGGACACCGGAUAAGUGAAUAAUGUGUUUGUUUCUAUGGCCAGUGAAGGAUGUGUUGUUUCUCUUAGCUUCUCUCCCUGGUUAGGGAUCGAUCGAUGAGUUUUGUUUCCGAAUACCCAGCUUAGUGAUCCAGCUAAAUAAUUUCAUUUUUCUAGGUUUCUUUACUUAUGAAACAACCUGAGAUGCUAUUUAUUCCGAAAGAGAGGUUGGAAAAAAUAACACAGUACAAAUACCGAAAACAGAAUAUGAAUUUUGGAGCCGGGCUCGAAUA
Triticum aestivum (bread wheat) is the source of this 1714-nucleotide messenger RNA. Its product is annotated as tryptophan aminotransferase-related protein 1. The record is from RefSeq and is a predicted model, not a curated record. Gene Ontology annotation, biological process: amino acid metabolic process. Gene Ontology annotation, molecular function: transaminase activity; carbon-sulfur lyase activity. The transcript has 5 exons. NCBI's taxonomy places the organism in Eukaryota, Viridiplantae, Streptophyta, Magnoliopsida, Poales, Poaceae. The coding region runs from base 147 to 1445 and encodes 432 amino acids.